Molecule: messenger RNA, 3522 nt
Organism: Brassica napus (rape)
Lineage: Eukaryota; Viridiplantae; Streptophyta; Magnoliopsida; Brassicales; Brassicaceae
Product: chromodomain-helicase-DNA-binding protein 5
Exons: 10
Coding region: 1693-3342 (549 amino acids)
Biological process (GO): chromatin remodeling
Molecular function (GO): zinc ion binding
Source: RefSeq, a predicted model, not a curated record
GCAAAACUGGUUUCAUGUAAAUUCUGCUUUCGUUAAAGAAAUGAUGAAUCAGUUCUAGAGUCUUAACCAAUUCAAACAAUAGUCUGUUCGCUUCGUUAGUUAUGACAAGUCACAACACACAGCUUUUUUCGUAAAAGAACUGAAGCUAAAUAAUCAAAAGAUAUUGUUUUGCUUUCUUUUGACUGUGAAUAAAAAAACCUAACAGACGCCAGGCGGUCAAACUUGAGGUAACUACUUAUUUCGACAAGAUGACCCAAGAGAGACCAAGAAAAAUUAUGAUCAACUUUCUAUUGUCAGUUAUGCUCUUUUAGCGCCAUAGAAGUGCAAAUGGUUCCAGUAAAACUGGGGAAACGGAUACAGACGGUAGCAGCAGCCUUUCACACAGUGCAAACAUUGUGAUAAGCCAGGAAGUGUCCAACAGAUGCUGCUAAUUUGUGAUGAAUCUGAAGAAGCAAUAUCAUACAAACUGCUGCGCGGAGAUUGAUGACAACGGGAGCGGAAAUGGAGAGUUACAGUACCAUUUUCUAAUAGGAAUUCAAAAAGUGUUCCAAGCGGAUGUGCCAGGCUGGUCAGGUCCAACAAUUCAACCAAGCAGUCAGGUCAGCAAAUGGUGGAACAACAUCUGACAUUAAGGAGUAAGAAGAUGGGCUCUAAAAAGGUUUCCGUUAAACGGUCACAGUACUCUUUAAGGCAUUCUGCAAACGAGAGUGCUGCUUCCAGCAGGCAAGUGACUCUUUUUCUUCAUUUAGUUGCAGAUUAUAAGACACAGUAGUAACACAGCUAGUUUUUUCUUCUUUUUUAAACUCUUAGGUGUAUGUCAAAAAAAGAAGAAGUUAAAAAGUAAUGAUACAGUACUGCUUGUGCCUUGUGCUAUAUCUGACCACUGGCAUUAGUAAGCACAUCCUUUUUGCAAUUACGAAAUGGUCACAUCUUUGUCAUUAUCGAGUUUUAGGCCGUUGACAAGCUUAAGCAACUUGUAGAAGACAAAGACGCAAGAGGAGGAGGAUUCUGAAGCGUUAAGAGAGAGACGCUUUAUUUGGACCUGAAGAUCAGAAAGUCUAGUAAUUGCAUAGGCAAGUAUUGUUAUUGUUUAGGAUUCAAUAGGUGUUAUGUUGCAGGAUCAGAUGUAGUUUGGUGCUGUUAUGAAGUCCAAGGACACAUGUAACUUUUUACAGCUCAACACUAUGUAUGUGUGUAUAUAAGGUUCAGUGUGAUUCCAUUCAUUCUUAUUUGCUUUUAAACUUUGUUUCUAAACAAUAAAAUAUUGAAUUGUGUGACAUUUGAUUCAGGAUUAGAAUGCAAUAAAUUUAGAAGACAAGACACUUUUAACACAAGCAAAAAAAUAUCUGAGCGGUGAAACUCUCUAUAUAAAUCAGAUUUUUGAAGCUUUAUAUAUGAAAACAAAGACUCAAAGAAAAAUCAGAAGACAGUUGUUUGGCACAGAGAGAUAGAGAUAGAGAUAGAGAGAGAGAGCGAUUAGAGAAAGGAGAGAGAGAGGGAGAGGGGGCAGCCUGCGUGAUAGGGGCAUAAUAAUAAGUGCAGACGAAGGUUACCACAACUAGGAGAAUCCCAAAAAGCGUCUCUGGUAGUCAUCUCUGAGAGUGAUAUUGGUUUUGCGAAGGGACUUCAUGAAGAAGUUGUUGACCAAGAAGUGAUGUGCUUUCAGAUACUUUUUGGGUUUCUCAGGCAAACAUGUUGGUGGAAGGUUCGUUCAGCGCUUCCGUUGAAACAACUCUACUGAACGCAUCUGAGUAUCAAGACCCAUCUGCUGCUUUUAACUGGAUGUCGCUUGCUGAAACUUAUCAGAUGAUCCACAAACCUCCCGAUGAGUCUCAAGUAAGCUUUCUUGAAGCUUUUCCAGUCCCUGAUGCAAUGAAUCUUGAUAAAUUAGAACAUUCGAAACUUCAAGCAAGUUGUCCGGAAAAGGCCCUGACUUCACUUGUGUAUACUCGAAGGAAGAGAAGCCUGAGACCUGGAGGUACUGAGGAUAAUAACCCAGGAAAGUGCAAGAAACAGGAUGAUUCACUUGAUGACUCUGUUGUCCCAGUUUAUAACACUGGAGAAAGCAUAAAAGGGAAACAUCGCUUCAACAACUGUCUUGUUUAUAGCCGGAAGGAAAAAAGAGGCAUAACCAGUUGUGUUCCUACAAUAGGAGCUAAUGAUGUUUUUAACUCUGUGCACGACUGUGGAGAAACCAAGAGAAUAAGAACUCGAUUAGAUAAUUGUCUCGUGUAUACCAGCAGAAAGAAAGGUGGAGUAAACUCUAAUAGUUGUAGUAUUAGCAAACAUGUCUCUGGAGGAACCAAGAUAAGCGGUGAUCAAGCUCACUCUUCUGAGUAUAGCCAAAUGGGGCAUAUAGUUAACCCUGGAGAAAUCAAGAGUAGUGGCCAUGGACCUGUUUACAGCCAAAGCAAGCAGUUAGUGAAAUCUAAUGGUGAUACAUCUGAUGGCUUACUUGUGUAUAGCCGGAGGAAGCAGAGAGGGAAAUCUAAUGGUGCUCGGGUUAAUGGCUUUCUAGUGUAUACACGGAAGAAGCCUAGAGAAAAUAGUAUUACAGACAAUACUCAAGCUACCGAAGUGACAUCUUCUUCUAAUGGAACAAAUGACAGCUGCUCGUCACAAUCCAGUAAAACUGGAGAAAAUGAUUCUGACUCAGAUACAGACGGUAGUAGUAGCAGCCCUUUCAGACGGUGCAAACGUUGUGAUAAGGCAGGAACUGUGGAGAAGAUGUUGAUUUGUGAUGAGUGUGAAGAAGCAUAUCAUACGAGGUGCUGCGGUGUUCGAAUGAAAGAGGUUGCAGAGAUUGAUGACUGGCUCUGUCGAUCUUGUUUGACAGAGAAGUCAUCAAGGACAAAGAUUAAGGGGAGAAUAUCACGGGAACGGAAAUGGAGAGUUUCAGAACCAUUUGUUAUAGGAGUUAGUGUAGGAAAAGAGUUUCAAGCGGAUGUUCCAGACUGGUCAGGUCCAACCAUGAGUGAUACUUCUUUUGUUGGUGAACCCCUGGAGAUUGGUCAGUCUGAAUAUAUGCAUGAUCUCAAUAAGGCCAAGAAUGGUAAGAAACCACCUUCUCCAGUAAAUUGGCUCCAAUGUAGAGAGGAGGAUAGUAAUGGAGAUAUUUGCGGAAAGUGGCGUAGGGCUCCUCGCUCAGAGGUACAGACCAACGACUGGGAAUGCUUCUGCUGCGUCUUUUGGGAUCCAUCACAUGCUGAUUGUGCCGUCCCUCAGGAACUGGAAACAGAUGAGAUCCUGAAACAACUCAAGUACAUCAAGAUGCUUAGACCUCGUUCAGACGCCAAAACGCGGAAGAUAGGACCAAAUUGUCGAAGCAGAUUACAUAAAUGAAAAUCUUUAUGAACGCAAGCUUAGCCACAUCAAAUGCAUAUGCUUCUUCUGGAUCAGAGACUCUAGAAACUAGACAGGUAGUUCAGAAUCUUUUUUUGUUAAAACGCACAUGAGUUUUGUACCACUUGCCAAACUUCAGGAUAUUAAAAAUCCUAUAUAAGAGAUUUGAUUUGAUUAGAA